This is a messenger RNA of Chondrus crispus (carragheen), 681 nucleotides long. RefSeq lists its product as hypothetical. The coding region runs from base 1 to 291 and encodes 96 amino acids. The transcript has 3 exons. NCBI's taxonomy places the organism in Eukaryota, Rhodophyta, Florideophyceae, Gigartinales, Gigartinaceae. The record is from RefSeq and is a predicted model, not a curated record.
AUGAGCGGGUUGGGGGGCUCGACGAUGCAGAGCCAGGAGCAGAUGCGGAUGAUGCAAAUGAUGCAAGAGAUGCAGAUGGUGGACUCGCUGCGCAUGUACAACGAACUGGUCGAGCGCUGCUUCGGCCAUUGCGUCGAAACGUUCCGAUCGCGCAAGCUCGACGGCAAGGAGGAAGCGUGCAUUCGGAAAUGCAGCGAGAAAUUCGUCAAGUUUGCGGCAAGGGCCGGCGAACGGUUCCAAGAACACCAGAAGGAGAUGGCCGAGGAGGCUGCAAAGGCACAAGGAAUGUAAAUAUUUGUGCGACUAGGGUCGACAUGUGUUUCGUCUGCGAUGUUCAAACGCAGAAGGUUGGCUUGGCAUUAAGAUCUGGCACUAAGAUCUAGUUUACUUUCAUCCCCUCUGCUCGCUUGUUGUCUCGACGAGCGGCUAGAGUCUCAAUGCGGGCUUCCUCUCCAAAUCCUAGAGCUCGCGACAAGGGGGAAAGCUUGUAUUUGCACCGCGCAGCCACUCGGCAUGCGGAUGCUGCGGAUGUGAAGGUCGCUAUCCAGACUAGUUUUACCCUCCAGAGAACGUACGCUUUCACUAUACUAAACGCGGCGAGUGAGCUGUGGCGUAGUGCGGUAGAGCUCUAGUACCAAAACGCCACAAAUUUUUGUCAGGCAGUAUGAACGCGGACUGAGA